AUGUCCACGUCUGUCACUCAAGGCAUCCCCGACGUCCCCGACGGACUCACGCUGUACACCGACAGCGACGGCUGCCCUUACGGGUGCUACGUCCGCGUGAGCCUGUCGGACGAGCUCGUCAUCAGCGGGACGGCCAACCAAGCCGACUUCGUGUACAAGAUGUACGACGAGCAGUGCAAGGGCGACUUCCAGAGCGGCAGCAACGAGAUCACAAGCUGCACGGGGGCGCCGACGACCGUGGUCAAGACGGAGUCAUACUACAACAGCACGGACGAGAGCUUCUGGUUCGACGCCGAGCUCUCGGGCACGGCCAAGGGCGAAGCCGCCAUCGACCGGUACAUGACUGUGCUGCGCGGGUCUGCGCUGGGCGCAGUACGCGAGACGGGCCAGUGGAACGACCUGUUUCCCUGUCGGGACGGAUUCCUCCCCAACGCAGACCCGGACAUGUCGGCCGGCUGCGAUCCUCACGAGAACAGAUACGGGUACAUGUCCUCCCGCGUCUCGGCCACCAUGUACGAUCUAGGCGAGGACGGGCUGGGCGGUAAGAACCUCAAGGGUGAGCUUGAGCUUAGCUUCUCCGUUCAGAAGACGGAGAAUGGCUUCUGCAACGCUCUACAGGAGUUUGGAUCCGCCCUCUCCAUCGCGCCCUUGGGCACGGGCAGCUCCACCGCCCUCGGCGUGGCGAACUACAUCGUUGGGCUGGCCUGCAGCUGA
Trichosporon asahii var. asahii CBS 2479 is the source of this 714-nucleotide messenger RNA. RefSeq lists its product as uncharacterized. The coding region runs from base 1 to 714 and encodes 237 amino acids. The record is from RefSeq and is a predicted model, not a curated record. NCBI's taxonomy places the organism in Eukaryota, Fungi, Basidiomycota, Tremellomycetes, Trichosporonales, Trichosporonaceae. The transcript has a single exon.